Messenger RNA from Olea europaea var. sylvestris, 1215 nucleotides. RefSeq names its product protein trichome birefringence-like 42. Gene Ontology annotation, cellular component: Golgi apparatus. NCBI's taxonomy places the organism in Eukaryota, Viridiplantae, Streptophyta, Magnoliopsida, Lamiales, Oleaceae. The record is from RefSeq and is a predicted model, not a curated record. Gene Ontology annotation, molecular function: O-acetyltransferase activity. The coding region runs from base 109 to 1194 and encodes 361 amino acids. The transcript has 5 exons.
UCUUGUUAUGUUUGCAUAUAAAAACGCUCUAUAUAUUGAAGUUUUUCUCCUAAGAAACAUACUUUUAUACAGCAGAACUCACUCAAUUUUCACUUCACCACUUGUUGCAUGCCGGCUCACAUGGCUGGUUUCUGGGUUUUUUCUCUUUUCCACCUUCUCCUCUCUCUAACAACUGCAUCUCUACAUCAGCAAGCGUUCAUCAGAGCCCAAGAUGAUGAAGAAAAGCCAUCAACCGGCUGUGAUCUCUUUCGGGGAAGUUGGGUUUUUGAUAAUUCUUAUCCGCUUUAUGAUUCAUCCCAGUGCCCUUUCAUUAAUGGUGGAUUGAACUGCCAGAAGAAUGGCAGACCUGAUAAACUGUACCUAAAAUACAGAUGGAACCCUACUGGUUGUAAUAUUUCCAGAUUUAAUGGUGAGCAUUUGCUGCAAAAAUUGAGAGGUAAAAAGAUGAUGUUUGUUGGAGACUCACUGAGCUCCAACCAGUUUGAAUCAAUGGGAUGCAUGCUUCAUGCUGCGGUCCCAAAAUCCAAUUACAGCAUUGAAUCACGAGGACUGCUCACAACUAUUUUCUUCAAGGAUUAUGGAGUCUCAGUUUCUUUCUUGAGAAAUUGGUUUCUUGUAACCCAAGUAAACAGAACACUGAAACUUGACACCCUAAGCAUGACUGAACAGUGGAAAGAAGCCAACGUAUUGAUAUUCAACAGCAAUCACUGGUGGUUACACACUGGCAAACUUCAGACAUGGGACUACUAUCAAAUUGGUAACAAAACAAUCAAAGAAAAAGACAUGAAUCGUAUGGCAGCAUACAAAACAGCCUUGACUACUUGGGCUAAUUGGGUAGAUUCUAACAUUGAUACUGCCAACACCGAAGUAUUUUUUCAAGGAAUUUCUUCUAUCCAUAAUCGUGGCUCCGACUGGAAUGAACCACAAGUGCAGAAUUGCACUGGACAAACAAAACCCAUAGAAGGGUCGAAUUUCCGGGGUAAUAGACCUGCUGGCGAUGCUGUGGUGAAGAGCGUAUUGAGUAGCAUGAAAAAGCCGGCAUAUUUACUCGACAUUGUUUUGCUCACUCAGUUAAGAAAAGAUGGGCACCCAUCAAAAUAUGCUGAUGUGCCAUUGGAUUGUAGUCAUUGGUGUCUUGCCGGUGUUCCAGAUACUUGGAAUCAACUCCUGUACACAAUUCUCAUGGAGAAGUAAAUUUUCACAAUUUGAAUUUAA